Messenger RNA from Sphaeramia orbicularis (orbiculate cardinalfish), 4966 nucleotides. It is a transcript of the gene acox1, whose product is annotated as acyl-CoA oxidase 1, palmitoyl. Gene Ontology annotation, biological process: fatty acid beta-oxidation using acyl-CoA oxidase; lipid homeostasis; very long-chain fatty acid metabolic process. Gene Ontology annotation, molecular function: fatty acid binding; FAD binding. The transcript is spliced from 14 exons. The record is from RefSeq and is a predicted model, not a curated record. Gene Ontology annotation, cellular component: peroxisome. NCBI's taxonomy places the organism in Eukaryota, Metazoa, Chordata, Actinopteri, Kurtiformes, Apogonidae. The coding region runs from base 115 to 2100 and encodes 661 amino acids.
CACCUCUUCUCUAGCUUCAGAGGAGUCGACAGGUCGAAGUGCUGCGACAGUACUGAAUACGUUUCCCACCGUAUUUUGUCACGUUAAGUGUUGUUUCCAGUUUGACAGAAGGCAAUGAAUCACGACAUUCUCAAAGAAAGGCAAAAUGCCACUUUUGACGUCGAGAAACUCACUAAUAUUUUGGAUGGCGGCCCUGAAAAGACCAAAAGAAGACGAGAAAUUGAGUCAAUGGUACUUAGUGACCCAGACUUUAAGGAGGAAGAUCCAAACUUCCUGUCCCGCAGUGAGCGCUAUGAACAAGCUGUUCGAAAAAGUGCCCAAAUGAUCCUGAAGCUCAGAGAGUAUGGCAUUGCAGACCCAGAGGAGAUCAUCUGCUACAAGAGUAUGGAAAAAGGGCACCAGCAGGAGGCGUUGGGGCUUCAUUAUGCCAUGUUCCUCCCAACGCUGUACAGCCAGUGUGAUGCUCAGCAGUCCAGGAAAUGGUUACCUUUGGCCGAGUCCUUCCAGGUCCUGGGCACAUAUGCUCAAACUGAGAUGGGUCAUGGUACCCACCUCAGAGGACUGGAGACCACUGCCACAUACGACCCAGCCACACAGCAGUUUGUGUUAAACAGCCCUACCGUCAGUUCCAUCAAAUGGUGGCCAGGAGGACUUGGAAAGACAUCAAACCAUGCCAUUGUAUUAGCCCAGCUUCAUACUCAGGGAAACUGCCAUGGUCUGCAUGCUUUCAUCGUACCCAUCCGCGACAUGAACACUCACGACCCCCUGCCAGGCAUUGUGGUCGGAGAUAUCGGACCGAAGUUUGGCUUCAGUGAAGUUGACAAUGGCUUUCUGAAAAUGGAUAAUGUACGAAUUCCACGGGAGAACAUGCUGAUGAAGUAUGCUAAGGUGGAGCCAGAUGGGACCUAUGUGAAGCCUCCCAGUGCUAAGCUGACCUACGGUACUAUGGUGUUCAUCCGCUCCAUGAUUGUCGGGGAGUCAGCCCGGGCGCUCGCCAAGUCCACCACUAUCGCCAUUCGCUACAGCGCUGUCCGACAUCAGUCUGAAAUCCGAACCGGAGAGCCAGAGCCUCAGAUCCUCGACUACCAAACACAGCAAUAUAAACUGUUUCCUCUGCUGGCUACAGCCUACGCCUUCACUUUUGUCGGCCAGUACAUGAACCAGACCUACCACCGCAUCACUGGAGACAUCAACCAGGGGAACUUUAGCGAACUGCCAGAGCUUCAUGCCCUUUCUGCAGGGCUGAAGGCCUUCACCACCUGGACAGCUAAUGCCGCUAUUGAAGUUUGUCGCAUGUCAUGUGGUGGCCAUGGUUACUCUCGCAGCAGUGCCUUGCCAGACAUUUAUGUUGAAUUCACACCUACUUGCACAUAUGAAGGAGAGAACACUGUCAUGAUGCUGCAGACUGCAAGGUACCUGGUGAAAAGCUACCGGCAGGCUAAAGCAGGUCAGCAGCUGAGUGGCAUUGUGUCGUACCUGAAUGAAACCGAGCACCGGAGGAUCCAGGCCCAACCCGCCUCUGCCAGACCAACUGUAGUUGACAUUAAUGACCUGGCUAGCCUGGUGGAGGUCUACAAACUAAGAGCAGCCACCCUUGUAGAUCUGGCAGCGAAGAGCAUCCAGCAAGAAUUGCAAAACAGAAAGAGCCAGGAAGAUGCCUGGAACAACAGCGCUAUUGACCUGGUCAGAGCCUCAGAUGCCCACUGUCACUAUGUUGUUGUGAAGCUCUUCACUGAGAAGCUGGGUGAGAUCGGGGACACAGCCAUACACUCAGUGUUAUCAACCCUAGCACUGCUCUACACCCUCCAUGGCAUCACUGAGAACUCUGGAGACUUCCUGCUGGCUGGACUGCUGAAUGUGCCCCAGAUACUGCAGAUCUCGUUGCGUAUUAAAGAGCUGCUUUCUCAGCUGAGACCCAACGCCGUGGCUCUGGUGGAUGCCUUCGAUAUCCACGACAAAAAGCUGAAAUCAGUCCUGGGACGGUAUGACGGGAAUGUCUAUGAGAAUAUGUUUGAGUGGGCUCGCAGGUCACCCCUGAACUCAUCAGAGGUUCAUGACUCCUUCCACAAGUACCUGAAGCCCCUGCGGUCCAAACUGUGAGCUGACCCCAGCACUUUUGCUCCUGGUUGUGACCCGUCAGAUCUACAUCGAUAUGCACAACCUUAAGUAGUUUAAACCCAAUGAUGUGUCUUCACUUUCCAUCAGCUGCAGUUGACCAGAUUUAAGGAAUGUAGAUUUUUCCAGUCUCAUGUCUUUGUGAUGUUGAGAACAUGAGCGCUCACUUAGCGUUAUAAUCAUGUAAUGUACAUACUGUAACAUUUAACAUUUGCAGUGUGUGUUACAUUUGUAAUUCAUGAAAAAGCUGCGAACAGUGUGAAGACGGCCUUAAACAACCCCAGGGUGGCAGAAUAAAAACAAAACUCACAAAGAUCAGUUCCUUAGGCUCAAAAUUAUUUGUCUAUUGCAGAUUUUAGAUUAAUUUUAGAACAUUUACAGUGAAUUUCCACUCAAAGUAUUUUUUUAACAAUUCUUCAUCUUUUCUUCACCUUCUGCCUGAUGGCUCUCUUUUCUCUAACAAGAACAGAAUGUUAUUAUGAAUGUUACAUAAUGUUAGAGCAUUUUAUGUUGGCAACAAACUAACAGAAACCUCAGCUUUGGUUUGUUUCCAUCAUCACGAAAAACGUGAUUUAAGAGAUACAACUUCAGUCUUUGUAUUGAGGAAUUAAUCAGAAAACACCAAUUAUUACAAUUGGUUCUCAUUUUGAAAAUUAAACAGAGUGAACAAAACAAGUGCACUAACAGAGUUGAGAUAAAUCUCCCUCCUUGCCUCCCAUCUGAAAGAGCUCAUCAAACUUAGAUGGUUAUUCUCUCUAAGUUAUGAACGUAAUUCUAACCUAAUUCCUAAUUUGGAGAGUUUGGCUUGAAGUUGAUGUGAAGGAAGUGAAGCAAUUGUCUGUUAACAGAUCUUCAACAGUCUAGAUCCCAAGUUCUUUCCAUUGUGUUUAGAAAGACUGAAUCCAAACUGGAGGGGUCAAAGGAGGGAUUCCUUGCAUUUGGCAGGAAUGAGCAAACUGAGAUAUAAUCUGGUUCCAGAUACAUAUGAUGCUGUGAAUAAUGCAAUUAUUAUUAUAUGUCGAUUUGUCCAAUUUUUUUGUCAGUGAUAAAAUAAGCACCAGUGUUAUAAAGGAUACAGUCUUUCCUUUCCAUCUUGAUCCAGGUAGGGUGUGUUAAAAUAUUGUCUAAACCACAUUACAAUGGUGGACACGCAUAGUAAUGAAGGGAGAAAUUUGGGAGAGCCAUACCCCCCUCUGAUUUCUUCUUACAAAGGUGAGACUUGUUAAUUGUGUGAGCUUUGUCAUCCCGUAGAAAUGGGAUAAUUAUCAAGUCAAGAUUCUUAAAAAAAAACAAAAAAAAAACUACUUUGGUAGAAAAAUCAGAGCCAACUUUUUUUAAGAUAUUCAUCUAUAAUCUUUAUCAGCUGCUUCAGGCAACAACAUAAUAAAAUAAUAAUAGCUCAAAAUGGUUUUAUGUGAAACACAGAAUAUUUCCUUCUUUUUUUUUUUUUUUUUUAGCUUUUCCUAGCUCAAAUUCUUGCAGUACUACAAGCAUGAAGUACAGGCCUGCAGCACUGACCUCUAAAAAGCACAAUAGUAUCGCAGCAAAUUGUUCACUGUUAAUUGAUACUUGUAAGUAAUCAGUCCCUCUUGCAUCAAAAGGUUACUGUAAGUUGGUACUUUGUGUACAAAACAAAUAGCGUUUAUGUUCUUUUCUCGAUCACAACAUUUCUUCCAAUACAUGUUGUCGAAGUGGAAACAAGCCAAAGCUGUACCUCAGUGGCAAAAGUGAAUUUCAAUUACAUUUAUGUUGUUCAAUCCAGUUCUCACACCUACUGUGCAUGCUAUAAUCCACAUUCCAUUAGUAAACAUGAACCUCAAAGGAGAACUGAGAGGCACAUCAGGAGAUGAUCUGAUGAUUUGGGGACUUUUGGAAACUUGCAGAAACUGACACAAGCAUUUCUAAGCUCCAAAUGGAUUAGUUUGUUGAAAUUAUCUGUCUAUGAUCAGGUUUAGGGUUUACAUCAUGUCUCAACACUGUAAAAUAGUUAAAGGAUCAUUGUAACAAAGGGUCACAUUGUACCGUUGGCUUUGUGCAGGUAAUGUACGAUGACAUAUAUCAAUCAUGUAGAAAAGGAGUUGUAUGAGUUUCUGAAAAGGCCAUCUAUGGGUAUAAUAAUCCUCUUCCCUGCUGUGUAGGGUUGAUGUUUUAGGAAGUGGGGUCACACGCUGACUGAAUUCUCUCUCAAUCACUCAGAAACAUUUUAAGCAAAUUUUCACAUAAAGCAGUUGUUAAAUAGUAAGACAUGCCUUGAAUCAUACAAUCUGGGUCACUUUAAAAAAAAAAAAGAUCCCCUACCUUUUUGUUAUUACUGUUUUUAGAGGGAAAGUUGAAUGAAGAAUCAUCGUACCAGGCUGAUAUGUAUGUACUCCACUUCUUAUAAUUGCUGCUAUAUAAUUCUUCACUCAAUUGUAUUUCAAAUUGAGCAAUCCUGAAAGUAAAAACAGAGGAGUUAGUAAGUAUUGUGUCACUGAUGGUACCUGAAAUGGUAAUGUAAUACUUUAUUUGAUUUGAUUGUGAACGUAAUGACAUUCUGAUGUAUAUGGAGAAUUACCACCUUCAGUCUCUUUAUGAACGCUAAUUGUUAUUUGGGGGCAAUAAUCAUGUGCCUGUGAGAGGUCCUUAAUCAUUUUAUAGUUUCAGAACAUCUCUUUAUCUAAGGCUCUGAACAUUUCAUUUGUUUAUUUAGAGACAUUUAAUGUUUAACUUCUUGAUUUCUGCUGUAAAUGUAUGAUUUUCAGGUUUUAUUGACUAAUGCAUUUAUGUGUUUUUGUGAAUAAUGGAUUCCAGUUGAUUUUAAUCGUUUGUAAGUGAACAUUUAAUUUCUAUUAAUAAAAGUCCAAACCAUGAA